Ixodes scapularis (black-legged tick) is the source of this 6961-nucleotide messenger RNA. Its product is annotated as rho guanine nucleotide exchange factor 11. Gene Ontology annotation, molecular function: guanyl-nucleotide exchange factor activity; G protein-coupled receptor binding. The transcript has 44 exons. Gene Ontology annotation, biological process: G protein-coupled receptor signaling pathway. Bases 162 to 5654 code for a protein of 1830 amino acids. Gene Ontology annotation, cellular component: cytoplasm. The record is from RefSeq and is a predicted model, not a curated record. NCBI's taxonomy places the organism in Eukaryota, Metazoa, Arthropoda, Arachnida, Ixodida, Ixodidae.
GUCAGCCAUAUUAGUCUUGAUGGCUUGUGCAUUCGUUGUUUAUCGGAGGUUUAUUUUUGUUUGUGUCCUGUGUGCAGUAGGAUUAUGUGACUGGCACUGACUUGUGAAAUAAUGGAUAUAUCCGCUUCAGGUUUGCACGACAGCCGUUGGAUCCUUUCUCAAUGGUACAAUUAGGAAUGGACAGGCUCAGGCUUGGGAGCUUCAGCAAGGGCGACCUAUUUCCUAAGAGAGAAGAGCCCCUUCCGUUCCACUCUGCUGAUGGCUACGACAGCCAGGGUGUGCCACUGGUUCAGAGGUGCCUGAUCGUUCGGCGGGACGAGAAGGGCUAUGGCCUCACCGUAUCUGGGGACAACCCCGUCUUUGUGCAAUCAGUCAAGCCAGACGGUGCCGCGGCCAGGGCUGGCGUCCACCAGGGGGACCGUAUCAUCAAGGUGAACGGCACCCUGGUCACCCAGUCAAAUCACCAGGACGUUGUGCAACUUAUCAAAUCUGGCGCACAUGUGGCCUUAACCCUCUUGGGACCACCCUUGGUGGAUCGAGGUGGCGGGGCCAACCACGCGGCACCUCCGACACCUUCACACACCCCGUCCGGACACCACAAUGUGACCCCCAAGGCUCACUCGGAAAGAAUCACAGGUCCAAAGCCGGUUGAUCCUGAGAAGCAGCAGGAGUGUACCAACAUCUCAUACCUGACCAUCAAGAAGAUGCUGGAGCAAGAACAGGCCUACCUAGAGCAAAUGAUGAUGGACUACAACAAGACAUCCUCGGAGAAGAACCAGGCAGAGAUGCAGAAUGCCAAGAAGCGCAUCGCCAGCCUGGAAAAGCAGCUACACAGCCGCAAGGGGUCGCACAAUGAGAAGUUGCCAGGUAUGCUCUCCUGUCUCCCUUUGAUUACUAAUUAUUCACAACACUUUCCUGCUUUAAACCUAGGGUCCACAUUCUCCUUCACCAGGUUUGGAUCGGUACGAAAGUACCCCCACCCCCACCACCAGCGGGGCUCCGGUCUUCCCAGCCCCUCCGGACGUCGAGGCACGGAGGGUUCAGAGGGCCUGAGGUCGCUCUCGUUCCACGUGUCUUCGGGCCAGCCCAAGGCCCAGCCCGUGCAUCACCAGGUAUCCGCUCCCCAGCUGGGCAAGGGGGACUGGGCCCACCACGGGCACGGCCGCAGAAGCGUCCCCGGCAAGGGCAGGCCGCUGGGAAGGUCCACAGAAGCCCGGUCGCAGCUGGGCAGCUCGGCCUCCCUGGAGAACCUCUCCCGGGCAUUGAUCGGCAACCCUGGGUCGACGCAGGGAGUCGUGCCGACGCACUCGCGGCAGCGGUCAAGCCCGGAUACCCUGCUGUACACAAUGGAGCCCAUGGACUACCCCGCCGAGGAGGAGCCUCCCCUGACCCCAUGCCAGGACGUGGGCAUGGGGCUGUUUGUGACGCAUUCCUCGUCCCCAGAAUUUGUGCCGCCCAAGGAGGGCCUGUUUGGCCAAGAAGAUGGCACCGAGGGAACUCCAAUGCUGGCAGCCCUGGGCUGGAACAUCGAAGAUCCGGCAGAGGACACUGAGGACGCCAACACUUCGGAGGAGGCACCCCCAGAGCUAGCAGAGCCACUCCAGGAAGCCUGCUUAGAGGCCAGUAGCCCCAUGGAGGGCCGGCCCCUCCCACCCAUCCCUGCCGACGCCCCCCUGGGCACCCUAACCGGCUCUAGUCAACAGUAUGGGACUCCCCCAGAAAGCCAGCCUCCUAUGAGCAGGGUGCCCAUUCAGCAGAUAAGCAUCAUCUCCAUGGACGACGACGAACGAACCUCAGACUCGGAAAUGUCGCAUCUGGGAGACAACGGCCCUUUCAACAACAUCUGGAAGCUGCUGCGGCACCCCGCUCACCUGGCCGUCUUUCUCAACUACCUGCUCUCCAACCAGAACGAUCCGUCCAGCCUGCUGUUCUUGAUCAUCACGAACCUGUACAAGCUGGGAACUGGCAAGGAAAUGAAGAAGUGGGCCUACGAGAUCACGUCCACCUUCCUCGUCCAGAGGGCCCCGCUGAGCAUCGCCAACAUUGACGACGUCAUCCUGAAAGAAAUUGACCAAGUGCUCCAGAACAGCCAGGAUCAUGACGAGGACCUGAAGGACGUCUUCCUCAAGGCCCGAGAGAAGGCCAUGGAGCAGCUCAAGAAGCUUCUCAUGGACUACCGCAACACCAGGACUAUACGCAUGCUGCCCACUGACAUUCCCAGCGACGCUGAACUGGACAUGUCCAUGAAGGACAAGAAUGCCGAGCUCAAGAUCGUCGAGUCUCUGCUGGUCACUGAACUGGAGACACUCGCGAAAGACGACCCCGACAGCCUGUCCGACUACAAGUCUGCACUUGCCUCUGCCUUGGCCACGGUGCUCCGGAGCUUUGGGGUGAAGACGCCUUCAUCAGUGGCCCUCAUUGAGCGGUUCCCUACCUUCGUAGCUAAGGAGAAGUCACGGCUCAAGUUCUUUCCACGCAACAAGAAGUUUGCCUUCCAGACAAUCAACACCAAGGGCCAUCACUUCCAGUCGCAGCAGUACCACUGCGUCACAUACUGCAAUCACUGCCAGCUCAUCAUCUGGGGAGUCGGGGACCAGGGAUACCAGUGCUCCAACUGCGAGAUGAACAUCCACAAGACAUGCGUGAAGGUGGUGGAGGAGCAGUGCAUCGGGUCCCUGCGCAACAAGAAGGCCAAGAAGAACCACCGCAUGUCCGGCCUGGGGCUCAUGGAGAACAUCAAGGGCAAGGCUGGCAGGAGGCCCCAGGGAGGCAGCCAGGGAUCGAGGCGGCCCGCGGAGGAGUGGAGCCUAGACUCCGGCAUUUCUAUGCACACCGAUCGUGCCGACUCUGAUAAGUACCUUGCCCGAGUUGAAAGGGAUCAUGGAGAUGAUUUUGACCAUCAGUCAGCAAUGCACCACCUGAACCAUGAUGCAGCGGAGCGAGGCCUACACUCCAAGAAGGGCGGCUCCAUCGGCCGUUCGGAGAGCUUCCGCCAGAGGAGAGAAACCCGGCCAUCCUAUCGGAAACGUAGUGACCCCAAUAUUCCAAGAUCAAAAAGUGAUGUGGAUGUGGACGACAAGCCCAACAACUUGAACAACUCGGGGAGCUCUUCAAACUCCAGCCUGUCCGCAAGGAGCCUGGAGAGCCCCAGCCAGUCGUGCGAGGCGGUGCACCGUGGCCAGCCGGCGGGAGGGGGCGACGGGGGUGGUCCCCCGGCCCCCCUGGACGACUCCGACCUGGAGUGCGACACUGAGCCCCCCAAAUGGCAGGACAGGGUGCCGCUGGACGAGCGGCGCCUGCUCAAGCCCAAGGAAAUGAAGAGACAAGAUGUCAUCAACGAGCUGUUCCAUACGGAGCGUACGCACGUGCGUAACCUGAAGAUCUUGAUGCGCCUGUUCCACCAACCUCUACGACUACAGCAAGAGCCAGUGCUGGGCGUAGAGCUGCUUGACCUUCUAUUUCCCAACUUGGAGGAACUGUUGGAGAUUCACCAGUCGUUCAACGAAAAGAUGAAGCGCAGGCGUCGACAAGAGCCCCUCGUUGGAGACAUCGGGAAGAUGAUGCUGGACAUGCUGGACGGUGAGUCUGGGGAGAACCUGAAGCGAGCGGUGGCCACCUUCUGCAAGAACCAGUCAAUUGCCCUGGAGAGCCUCAAGAGCAAGCAGAAGAAGGACCAGAAGCUCGCCCAGUUCCUGGCGGAGAGGGAGAUGGACCCGUUGUGUCGCCGUCUGCAACUCAAGGACAUGGUGGCCACGGUCUUCCAGCGCCUGACCAAGUACCCGCUUCUGCUGGAGAAUGUGGCCAAGCACACCGCAGCGGCGUCCGAAGAGCACGCCCGACUCAUGCGUGCACUGGAGUGCAGCAAGCGCAUUCUGGCUCACGUGAACCAGGCGGUCAGGGAGGCCGAGAACCAGCACCGACUGGCCGAGCUGCAGCGCCGCCUCGACAAGAGCGCCUUCGACAAAGUCGAGCAUCCCGUCAGCCAAGCAUUCAAGAACCUGGACCUGCGGCAGCAUCGCCUUCUCUAUGAGGGUCCCCUGGUGUGGCGCCUGCCGAGGCAGAAGGCCAUUGAGGUGCAGCUGCUGCUCCUGGAGGACAUGCUGGUCCUGCUCCAGCGCCAGGACGAGCGCCUGCUGCUGCGCUUCCACGCGGUGCACCUCCCGACGGCCCGCGAAGAUGCCAAGCUCACCCAUUGCCCCGUGCUGACGCUGCAGAAUGUGUUCACGCGCGACGUGGCCACAGACUGCAAGGCCUUCUUUCUCGUCUCCACCGCCGAACAGCAUGCCAUGUACGAGUUUGCCGCCGCCUCCGCCAAAGAGAAGAUGAACUGGCUUCACCACAUCAACGAGGCCCUGAGGCCCCACAACCGCCAGCAGUCGCAGCAGAAGCGCUCGGAGCGCAUGGGGUCAACGGAGGAACCCCCCGUGGACAGCACGCUAGAAGACAAGAUCAUUGCUGUCCACCCAAUUGACUCUCAAAAGACCACCCCCGAAUCAGCACCCCAGGAGGACCACGCCGAAGAAGAAGUUUCUGCGAGCACUGCAGCUCCCCAUGAAGAAGAAGCUGCAGCCAAGGAACCCCCGGCAGAGACUGCCCAGCCAGACAUGAACGCAGAGGAGCCGAGCAGAGACGGGGGCGAACCCCCCGUGCCGGUUGCCGGACCGGCCCGCAUCGAGGCGAGCCAGGUGGCGCAGGGGCUAAGCCUGGUCGACUUCCAAGAGGUGGUGGUGCGACCCAGCGCCCCCUUCGAGACAGCCGAACCCGUGCUCACACCCGUCGAGCGGUUGCGUAGGAAGGACCAAGAAAUCCUGACUGCUCUCGCGGACAAGCAAGAUUUAAUGGCCGAAAUCUUGAGAAUACCGAAGGAUGAUUUUGAGAACAUCGCAGAAAUCUCGGAGGAGAUGAACAGUGAGAAGGGGGUCAUGGAGCUGCUCCUGCAGAUCACCUAUCAUGCCAACCGACUGCCAAAACUUGUCAAUGAGGCCAUGAACAUCAGGGAAGAGGACAGGGUUGCUGCUGCAAGUGUGGAAGUGGUUGCAGACGACUGUCCAGCUGCCCCCUCGCCCAAACUAGUACGGAGAGCGGUACCUCCCAGCGUCACCACAGAUAAGCUGCUGUCUGUCGCCACCCCACUCAUCCGCUACCUGAGCCUGCUGGCACCGUGCAUCUCCGAGCUGGAGCAGGAGCGCCAACAACUGCGCCAGGAGCUGAGCCGGCUUCGUGAGGUGGGCGCCCAGCAGCAACUGCUCCUCGGGUCCCUGCCCCUACCGCCCUCCGCCUCCGGGGAGGGCUCCUCCCGCCCCUGCAGCUUUGUGUCCGUGGCCUCUUCCGAGAACCCCGACUGGGAGCAGCUGGGACCCGUCGAGGACCUGGACACCGCCGAGGCCCCGACGACCCCCGUGCCGACCGAAACGACAGUGUCCACCGCACUCGUCGCGGAGCCGGUCUUGGAGCGCGGGCCAACCCCGGAGCCGAUGCGGGAGGCCUGCGUGCAGACCUGCGAGGAGCAGCUCUGCUGCUGCCCGACCACCGACUUGGACGAAGAGGAAGAGCCCGAGCACUCGGAGGCCGCCCCGGCGCGGGACGACAGGCCCCCGCCCGAGGAGGAAGCGGAGGCGUCGGACGCCAGCGUGCCUAACGCAGUGUACUUCUAGUGCCCUGCGGCUCUUUGUAAAUGCACCUGUACAUACGGAUGCCCGAUCGAGCGUUCUAUGUCGCGCCGACCUUCCUCGAGAGAACCCGAGCCGCAUGUCGACCCCGACGGUCAUCUCUCUCUCUCUCUUUCUCUUUCGUGCCACUUUAGCCGAGGGUCGCGCUCGCAGACACUGCAGGUCGAUCCGCGCUGUUGCCCGUCCAUCGAGGGCGGGAAGCCUUUCCCUUCCACAGAGAGGGCCGUGAGAGGGUGCAAGGUGAUGCCCCUCGAGAGAGGCGAAGGCGGGCGCCGGGAACCAGGCAGAAAUGAUUGAGGCAGAAUUCCCCGCAGAAAACUCGGUGUCUUCGGAACAAAAAGAGGAAAGCGCCCCUCGAGGAUUAUGUAAAUAUGCAGACGUGGUGCCCGUGUAUAUUGCCUUCUUUUUAUAGUGUCUCUCACAAAUAAUUGUUGUAUUUAUAACUGCACACAGUUGCCUGAUGAUUGUGGGGGAAGUUCUCCAUUGUUCCUCCUCGUCUUUUUUUUUUUUAUUUUAUUUUAAGAGCCCAGACGUUUGGCUUAAAGGAGAAGGUCGUGCGGGAGAGGCCGCCGCGAGCUGAACUGGGUGCGCGCCGUGCGACCGCCUUGGGUUGUCCGGCGAGGCGCAGCCAAACAGCAAUUCAACUUUACAAUUUCCUCGAACCGGUGCGUGCUACCACACGGAACAUGCUCACACGUACAUAUCGCGCCAAAAUAAGACGUCGAAUGGGCCGACUUUCCUCGUUUCCUUGGACCCCUUUACAAGGAUAACUCCGUGGGCCUCGUUUUGCAUUCGGGUAAUUUCGUUAACCCAUGCCGAGCGUUUUGGAGGGUGUUGAGACUACAGUCGGCGCAGCCCCACGAGGCUCGGUUGGUGGCAGCCUCUCGUCCGCACGAGUCUCGGAUAAAGGUGUCUGACAAGUGCUUCUUCUUCUUCACCACGAAAGUCUGGAAGGGUUUUGACAGGCCGGGUCAACGCACCCGCUUGGUUGUUGCUGCCGCGCGUCUCCCGCGCGGGUUGCACGCACCUCCCCCCGGCGUUGGGAACACCCCGGCAGACGUUGGCCUGCCCUUGGGACUCCGCCGUGCCUCCUAGUGUAGAUAACCUCGUGCUUGCCUAGGGACCGAUUAACAAAGCCUUAGGUGUAACCGUGCCUGAUGCAGGGGCGCCAAGGGUGACGGGGGCGACGAAGUGUGCUUGUGUACAUAGGAAAAAAAAGUUUUAUAUGUCAAGACUGUAGUGUGCUCCUAAUUUAAUUGACAGCAAAUAAACGAGUCAGCCUUGUCGUCCCA